CAAUUGGAGCCGGAGAAGGGGCGGUGACCAUAGCAACCGAAGCGAAGCUCUGGCCCUGCUUGGCAUUGGUCGAUUCAAAGGAGGGGGAGGGGCCGCAAGGAUGCGGCCAGGCGGCGGAAUCAGCUUCGGCUUCGUUUCGGACCAGCGGGUCCGGCAGCUGGAGAGGAAGUUGCGCACUAAAGAAGAAAGAAUAAUUGUAUUGGAGACAGAAAAUGCUCUUCUUCAUCUGAAACUUGCAGAGUGCCAAGGGUUGAUUGGAAGAAGCACUGAUGAAGCAUCACAGCUUUACUUUGUUUCUGAAAAGCAACAGAACUUGCACAAGAGCAUGCCCUCACUUGUCAUCCAAGAGCUUCAUUCAACAAUACAGGGACUUAAGCAAGACCUGAAGAACCUCCACUCAUUUGCUCUUGAACUUUCCAGAGACUUUCAACAUCAAUACAAGAAUCAUCUCUACCAAGUUUUGACUGCAGUCCAAAAGAUACAGCUGCAGAAUGAAGCUAUGCAAACAUUCCAGACAAAAGCAUUUGAUCUUGAGCAGUCUUUACAAGAAGUAACUGAGAGAUAUGAGAAAGAAAAACGGAAGAGAAGAGUGCUUCAUAACAGUUUGAUUGAAUUGAGAGGAAAUAUCCGAGUGCAUUGCAGGAUCCGUCCAUUGCUACUUUUUGAUGCUACUCCUGGCCAUUCAGUAUCACACAAUAGGCACAAAAAACUUUCAGAAAAAGUGGCGCAUGCAGUUGAUGAUGAAACUGUCCUUGUAAAAUGCAGUCGUCCUGGUCAUGCCUCAAUAAACAAGUUGUUUCAAUUUGAAAGAGUUUACAGUGCUACUGAGUCUCAAGACGCAGUGUUUGCAGAUGUGGCGCCUUUGCUUACAUCUCUGCUGGAUGGGUACAACGUGUGUAUUAUGGCUUAUGGACAGACAGGUAGUGGAAAGACUCAUACAAUGUUUGGACCCCUCUCUGGGGAUAACUUCAUCUUCUCCACAGAAGAUGAACCAGAACUAGGAAUAAUUCCUCGAGCAACAGAAGAAGUAUUCAGGCUUAUUUCAGAAAAGCCACCAGGAAGCCAUUGGGUUGAGGUUUCUGUUGUAGAAGUAUAUAAUAAUGAAAUCUUUGAUCUUUUGGCAAAAGACAGCUAUGGAACUGUAUUUGGCAUCAAACGUGAAGUUGUUACAACCAAGGAAGGAAAAAGUGAUGUGCCAUUUCUUACCUAUGAGACUGUUGAAAAUGCUGCUGAAUUCCUGCAGCUAGUUAAUAAAGGUCUACAGCUACGGGUCAAACAUCCAACAUUGGUGCAUGCUCAUUCCUCUCGUUCUCAUCUGAUAGUUACAUUGACCAUAGCCAUGACUGUCUUGGGAGAUAGCAUUGGCACCCUGUGGGCAGAUGAAGAGUCUAGUCAGAAACUAAGUAAAGAGCUUUUCUGCACCUUUCCACAACAACUAAGAGAAGAUAAAACCACCUUUUCUUCCAGAGCUGCUUCUCCAGCACACUCCGAGCCCACUGAGAAACCAAAGCACAUCAAGACUAAAUUACAGCUGGUGGAUUUGGCUGGCAGUGAAUGUGUUGGCAUGUCUGGAGUGACUGGAGCAGCCCUGAGAGAGACCUCAUUCAUUAAUCGUAGCUUGUCUGCUCUGUCGGAUGUCCUUGGAGCAAUAUCAGAGCAGCGCUCUCACGUUCCUUAUCGAAACAGCAAACUAACCCACCUACUCCAGGACUCCAUAGGGGGCGAUGCUAAAUUGCUGGUGAUGCUCUGCAUCUCCCCCUGCCAGAAAUAUUUAGCGGAAUCACUGCAAUCUUUGGGAUUUGGAACGCGAGCUCGGCAAGUUCAGAGAGGACAAGUCAAGAAAAGAAAUCUACUGGUGUCAAGUAAAUCCAAAUAAAACCAAGACUCUUGUGGAUUAAAGUAUUAUUAAUGAGUUC
Molecule: messenger RNA, 1916 nt
Organism: Gavialis gangeticus (Gharial)
Lineage: Eukaryota; Metazoa; Chordata; Crocodylia; Gavialidae
Gene: KIF25
Product: kinesin family member 25
Exons: 15
Coding region: 101-1876 (591 amino acids)
Biological process (GO): microtubule-based movement
Molecular function (GO): microtubule binding; microtubule motor activity; ATP binding
Source: RefSeq, a predicted model, not a curated record